Messenger RNA from Aureobasidium subglaciale EXF-2481, 855 nucleotides. RefSeq lists its product as uncharacterized. Gene Ontology annotation, biological process: mitotic cell cycle phase transition; regulation of cyclin-dependent protein serine/threonine kinase activity. The transcript has 2 exons. The annotation marks the transcript as partial. Gene Ontology annotation, cellular component: cytoplasm; nucleus; centrosome. Gene Ontology annotation, molecular function: cyclin-dependent protein serine/threonine kinase regulator activity. The record is from RefSeq and is a predicted model, not a curated record. NCBI's taxonomy places the organism in Eukaryota, Fungi, Ascomycota, Dothideomycetes, Dothideales, Saccotheciaceae.
GAGGACAUCGAGGACGAUCAAUGGGAUACCUCGAUGGUAGCCGAGUAUGGCGACGAGAUCUUUGAGUACAUGCGCACUCUCGAGGAACGUAUGCGCCCGAAUGCACACUACAUGGAUUACCAGAACGAAUGCCAAUGGUCCAUGCGCGCCGUCCUGAUGGACUGGUUGAUCCAGGUUCACACACGCUUCACCCUCCUGCCCGAGACUCUCUUUCUGGCAGUCAACUACAUCGAUCGCUUCCUUUCCUGCAAGGUCAUCUCGCUCGGAAAACUGCAGCUCGUCGGUGCCACUGCCAUCUUCCUUGCUGCAAAGUACGAGGAAGUCAACUGUCCUUCGGUCCAAGAGGUUGUCUACAUGGUCGACGGCGGUUACAAUCAGGAGGAAAUCCUCAAGGCCGAGCGUUACAUGCUCAGCAUGCUCUCAUUCGAGCUUGGUUGGCCAGGUCCCAUGAGCUUCCUACGCCGCAUCAGCAAGGCAGACGACUAUGAUCUCGAGACCAGAACCUUGGCAAAGUACUUUCUGGAAAUUACCAUCAUGGACGAGCGAUUCGUCGGCUGCACUCCCAGCUUCCUGGCUGCAGGAGCCCACUGUUUGGCCCGCCUCAUGUUGCGCAAAGGUGACUGGACACAGGCGCAUGUCUACUACUCUAACUACACCUACGCACAGAUUCGUCAGCUCCUGGCAAUCAUGGUCGAGUGUUGCGAGGCUCCCGACAGUCAUCACAAUGCCGUCUUCCACAAGUACCAGGAUCGUCGCUUCAAGCGUGCUUCUCUCUUCGUCCAGACCGAGAUGAAGAAGGGCUUCAAGCUUCCUGUGUACAAGCAUGCCGGCUCUACAGGCUACAAAGGCUGGUGA